GGCGGCGGCGCGCGGCGUGUGGCUGGGGGCCGGGGCGGCGCGGCGCGGGCACGUUCGCUUCCCGCGGGACAGUUCCCCUCGCGCUGAGUCUGUGUCCUCCCUUUGCAGAAGCGGAACAUGCCCCUGCCGCACAGCCGUCUUGCCGGGCGGAGGGCUGUCUCGGCGGCCGGGACGGGACGCCAGGGGCUCGGGAACCCCCCAGCCCCGGGCCCACGUGCGUGACUGAGCCUCCCGCCCCCAGAGCCCGCGGCGCCGGCCGGCCGCGAUGUUCGUCCUGGUGGAGAUGGUGGACACCGUGCGGAUCCCGCCGUGGCAGUUUGAGAGGAAGCUCAACGACUCCAUCGCCGAGGAGCUGAAUAAGAAGUUGGCCAACAAGGUCGUGUACAACGUGGGACUCUGCAUCUGUCUGUUCGACAUCACCAAGCUGGAGGACGCCUAUGUGUUUCCUGGGGACGGUGCGUCGCACACCAAAGUCCAUUUCCGCUACGUGGUGUUCCACCCGUUCCUGGAUGAGAUUCUGAUCGGGACGAUCAAAGGCUGCAGCCCCGAGGGAGUGCACGUCUCUCUAGGGUUCUUCGACGACGUCCUCAUCCCCCCCGAGUCGCUGCAGCAGCCAGCCAAGUUCGAUGACGCAGAGCAGGUGUGGGUGUGGGAGUACGAGACGGAGGAAGGGGCACACGACCUGUACAUGGACACCGGCGAGGAGAUCCGCUUCCGCGUGGUGGACGAGAGCUUUGUGGACACAUCCCCCACCGGGCCCAGCGCCGCCGAGGCGGCCUCUGCCAGCGAGGAGCCCAGGAAGGAGGCCCCGUACACGCUCGUGGGAUCCAUUAGUGAGCCGGGCCUGGGCCUUCUCUCCUGGUGGACUAGCAGCUAGCCAGUGCCCGACGGUGGGCCAGCCCAGUCCGCAGGCCCAGUCCGGCACUACCCAGCCUCGGGAGGUGCCGGAAGCCAGCAGCAGCCGGAUGCCGAGCAGCAGUCUGUGGUAGGGAGCUACCAGUGGCGCCAGGAGUGCCAUCCUGGCUCCUCUUCCCGGAAGCCCCACUCUCAGCGACAGACUUUAUUGAAUAAACAAUGGCAACAUCAGUUGAGGAGUCACCUGUCUCACUGGCUGUGUCACGACCUAAGGUUGAGUUGCCACAGCUGGGACAGCAUGUCCUUCCUCUCUUCAGACCACGUGUGGAGGCGGACCCCCACAAAUGGCGGAUGGGGGGCUGAGCACCAGGCUGCCUCAGGCCAGGCUCUGGCUGGUUGAGCUUGGUGGCUCCGUAAGGUAAUACGGGGAGAGGUGGGCCUGGGGCAGCUGCCCUGGGCCAUGGAGCUGUCAGUUGCUGGGAAGAGAGAGGAUUAAAGGACAAGCACCUUCCUUCCCACUAACAUUCGUAAGAUGGCGGCCAUGGGCCUGGCGGGCUCAGAGUGAGGACUGGUGACCCACUGUGCCAUCCCCUCCCUCCCAUCAGUAUAGAGGACACGUGGGGACAGCCGUCACUCAGACCAUGGCCACCACAGGAACACCCUGUGGGUCUGCGAGGACCCUCGGAUCCUGGCCUGAGGGCAGGUACCGUUGUUUAUUCAGAAUGGUUCUGCCACAUUCACCCACUUCUACUGGGACCAGGACACUGGUUUUGUGGUAAAACUAGGUGGGCCCCUGCCCUUGCCCUUUUGGCCCACACGGCACCAGAAGUGUGGGCAGUGCCAGCAGGUGUGGCUCCAGGGGGAGGAGCAGCUGUGGAAUAGGUGCCUGCCACUGCCUCCUGCUGCGGGCCACCAGUGAGCUGUGACACCAUGGACGAGCUGUGACCUUGGGCAGCGUGGCCUGUGCCCACUGGUGUUUGGAGGACGGAAUGCCCAGCGGAAGGGGAGGCAGCGGAAGGAGUCUGGCACGGGCCCACCUGGGAAGGAGGGAGGAGGGGGAGUCUGCUGGCUCUCGCUGCUUCGCUGCAGUGACCGGUCCAGCUGUGGCCGAUUAGUGAGGGCCUCCACCAACUGGUGAAAAGAGCCCCCAAACCCGGGGGUGGUAACAGCACAGACACCAUCACUCACACGGGAACAGUCACUGAAUGGAUUCUUAUUUUCCUUGCAAGAUUAAAAGGUUCUUUAAAUCCGUCAGCCACCAGUGAAAUGAUCAGACAGGAG
This is a messenger RNA of Pipistrellus kuhlii (Kuhl's pipistrelle), 2136 nucleotides long. RefSeq names its product RNA polymerase III subunit H (gene POLR3H). The transcript is spliced from 6 exons. Gene Ontology annotation, cellular component: RNA polymerase III complex. Gene Ontology annotation, biological process: DNA-templated transcription; transcription initiation at RNA polymerase III promoter. The record is from RefSeq and is a predicted model, not a curated record. The coding region runs from base 266 to 877 and encodes 203 amino acids. Lineage: Eukaryota; Metazoa; Chordata; Mammalia; Chiroptera; Vespertilionidae. Gene Ontology annotation, molecular function: DNA binding; DNA-directed RNA polymerase activity.